Messenger RNA from Serendipita indica DSM 11827, 2595 nucleotides. The record is from the annotation of a GenBank genome assembly. NCBI's taxonomy places the organism in Eukaryota, Fungi, Basidiomycota, Agaricomycetes, Sebacinales, Serendipitaceae.
AUGCCGCCGUCGAAGCCUGCACCAUUGCCCCCCAAAGAGGCGGCUCUCUUCAAAACUCUCCUGUCCCAGUACGAGUCGCGGCAACUCAAAAAGGCGAUCAAGACCGCAGAUCAAAUCUUGAAGAAAGUAGGAGACCAUGGAGAAACUAUUUCCAUGAAGGGCCUCGUCCUCUCAUACCAGGGCAAGCGUGAGGAGGGGAUGGAGCUCGUCAAGAAGGGUCUCCGGCUCGAUCUCUCUUCACACAUUUGUUGGCAUGUGUGCGGCCUGGUGCACAAGCAGGACAAGAACUAUGAUGAAGCCCUAAAGUGCUACGCCCAGGCACUCAAAUAUGACCCGGCCAAUAUGAACAUUCUUCGCGAUGCUGCGAACCUGCAAGCGCAAUUACGUCUAUUCGACGGGCUAGAGAACUCACGUCUCACAAUCCUCAAACUACGGAUGAACCUCAAGCAGAAUUGGGUUGCACUUGCUGUUGCAUACGCGUUGAAUGGGAAUUGGAAAGCAGCCCAGAGUCUCCUCGAUGAAUUGCUCACUUUGGUCAAGGAAGUCCCCGCCCAUGAUAACGAGUACUCUGAACUGCUUUUGUUCUAUCUUACGGUACUAGAGCGAAAUCAAGAGUAUGGAGAAGCUCUCAAGAAGCUUUCAGACUAUACAGAGGCAAAGAAAAUCGUUGACAAUAUGCAUGCCGCCAUCAUACGGCCGCGAUUACUCCAGAAGCUUUCCCGCACCGAAGAGGCCCUCGCAGAGUACAAGGUUCUCAUUGCCCGCAACCCCGACUGCUAUGAGUUCUACCGACUCUAUUUAGAGUGCCUUGGACUCUCUCUAGACGAGCCCUCUGAAAAGGUGAUCGAAGAACUCGAAGCUUUUGCAUCGGAAUUUCCUACGGCCCUUGUUCCUCGGCGAUUGCUACUGACCGUGACGACCGACGAGCGGUUCCAAUCUCUGGCCAAGGAGUAUGUUAUCCGUGGACUGAAAAAGAAUAUCCCAUCGCUCUUUGUGGACCUCAAACCGCUCUACAAAGAUGACGCAAAGCGAUCAACCAUUCAAGCCAUUGUCGAGGAGUAUCACGCCGGACUAGAGAAAGAAAGCUCGUCCACGGAACCUGACCGAGAUUCUCCAACAACCUAUGUGUGGACACUAUAUUACCUUGGCCUGCAUUACUCUAGUUGUGGUGACUUCCAACGAGCGGACGAGAUAUUCAAUACUGCUCUCCAACAUACACCGACACUACCAGAGCUGUACAUGGCCAAGGCACGAAACCUCAAGCGAGCUGGAGAUCUUGUUGGGGCUGUCGCCAUGAUGGACGCUGCCGUAGAGCUGGAUGGUCAGGACAGAUUCCUCAACACAAAAUGUGCCACCUAUCAUCUGCGAAAUGGAGAAGUAGAAGAGGCACAAAGGCUCUUUGGGCUUUUCACCAAAAAAGACGCUACCUCUCCGGGCAAGGACCUCGAGGACAUGCAGAGCUUCAAGUUUCUGUUAGAGGAUGGACAGGCACACCUAAAAAUCAACCGACUCGCACUGGCCUUGAAACGCUUCAGAACCAUCGAACGGAUCUUCUCAGAUUUGCAUGAAGACCAGUUUGACUUCCACAGCUUUUGCAUACGAAGGUUCACUUUGAACAUCUACUUUGACAUUAUCCAAUGGGACGAUAGACUUCGAUGGCAUCCUAUCUUUGUCCGUGCGAUCGUCAACGCUGCAAAUAUCUACAUUCGCCUAUUCGACACCCCAGGCCUCGCGGCUGAACAAACUGCACCAUUACCCCAACCCGAAGAAGUCAAACAGUCCAAAAAGCAGGCGAAGAAGGCAAAGAUGAAGGCUGCAGAAGAGGCUAAAAAGGCGGCGGCGGAGAAAGAAAAGGAGAAUGAAGAAGUUCUCCCGGCGUUCAAAGAUGAUGAUCCAGACGGGCACAAGGCCAUUAGCGUCGAAGACCCGUUGGAACAGGCAGCCAAUCUUCUCCAACCUUUCGCUGCACGCAAUCAUGAUCUACUAGACGUAUGGCUCGUGACCUACGACGUUGCUAUACGUCGAAAAAAGGUCUUGCAAGCGUUGAGAGCGCUGGAAGCUGCGAAACGAAUAAAUCCGACAAGCCCACAGUUACACUAUCGGUUGAUCGACUUCCAGCUAGCAGCUCCUGGUUUAGCAGAAGGCAUGGAGACUGUAGAGGCGGUUCUCCUAAAGGACGGCCUAGCAAAACUCGCGCCUGGCGAGCAACCACCUACACUACAGAAUUCGCAGUACCUUCAGGAGCACUCUUCAGAUGCAGCUGCAGUAAUAGCUGUCGCCCGAGCAGCCCAUAAAAUAGGGUCCUCAGAAGAGACGGAGGCCCACCUCUUCACGCUUUUAGCGGAUCAGAUUUCCCUAAACCCCCAGCACGGUUUAGAGGCCCUCAAAUUGCUCGAGGACAUCAAAUCUACAAGGGUGGAUGAGUUUAGAGACGGCUGCAAGAAGAAGUUGCCUCUUUCUACUGUGUUCCUACCUUCAGAGGAACUUGAAGCACUACGAAAGAAGUACAAGACCUCGGAGACCAAUGACGGGCCGGAGAAUUCACAAGAAAAGGAUCAGAAUGACGCCCUUCUCAUCGAGCCAUCGAGUACAUAG